CGUAGGGUCCACCCAAAAUUACAAGGAAGUUUCUUGUCACUCUCUCCCAUGGUCAAAAAGUUCAUCUACGCGUACCACCGACACAACCCGCACACGCCUCACAUGCACAUCACUUCACAUCUGUCAGUGGAAAUGCCUAAACCUAUACGCAUAUAAAAUCAUGCCAUCAUCACCAUCAUAAACCGGUUGAGGAAGUGAACGUACACCAAAAUUACAAGGAAGUUUCUCUCUCCCAUGUCCAAAAAAUUCAUCUACGCAAAUGCCUAAAUAUGCAUAUAAAAUCACACCCUCCAUCAUCACCAUCAUAGAAGGCAUAAACCGGUUGAGGAAGUGAACCUUGAACCUACCUCCGGCGUCACACAACAACAACUGACCCCGAAACUCACUCGGCUUUAAGCAUCCAAAAUUACAAAGAAGUUUCUCAGUCUCUCCCAUGUCCAAAAAGUUCAUCUACGCGUACAGUGCCACCGACGCAACCCACACACACACAUCACUUCACAUGCUUAAGUGCAAAUGCCUAAACCUCCACUUAUAUAAAAUCAUACACACCUGCCCUCAUCACCAUCAUAGAAGGCAUGAACCGACCUACCUCCGGCGUCACACAAAACAACUGACCCCGAAACUCACUCGUAAUCUCACCACGUUUCCUACUCUCCAGUCACAAAUUACACAUACAUCCGCCAAAAAACUCACAAUGGCCAAGAAGAACAACAACAAUGGCGUCGAGAACAAGAACAAGAACAACGACGGGGGUGAGAAGAAGAAGAAGGCGAUCGCCUCUAAGAUUGUCAAAUGGGUCAAAUCUUUUCAAGGCGCUGAGUCGGUGAAAUCUGAGGGCCAAGCGAACAAGCUGACGGUGGUCGGAAAAGUGGACCCCACAAAGCUGAGAGACGAGCUGGCCACCAAGACCAAGAAUAAGGUCGACCUCGUCUCUCCCCAGCCCGAAAAGGACAACAAAGUCAACAAAGACGACGCCAACGACACCAAGAAAAAGCAGCCUGAGAAAACAGACAACGACGAAAAAGCCAAAAAGGCUCCGUUGACGACGGCGGUUAUGAAGGUGGACUUUCAAUGCCAAAAAUGCAAGAAGCGGGCUAUGAAGAUUGCAUCAAGUACCCCAGGGUGCGAUUCGGUAAGCGUGGAUAUGGAGAAGGGUUACUUGAUAGUGACGGGUUCAAUGGACGUGUUGGAAUUGGUUAAGCGUUUGAGGGUCCGCCGCAUGGCUGCAACAAUUUUGUCAGUAAAGACGGAACUUGUGCCAAGGAAGAAAGUUGGAGGCGGCGGCGAUGACGACGACGGUAAUAACUACGAAGGCAACGGCGGUGGCGGUGGAGGUGGAGGUGGAGAUAAGAAGAAAAAAGAGGAAGAUGAGGGCAAUGGUGGUGGCAAAAUGAAGUAUCCAGCGGGUCAGUACGGGUUUGGACAAUUUUCAUAUCGAACGGUACAUCGUCAUGGAUAUGGUUACCAAAAUGGGGCACUCAAAAUGGGGGAAAAAAUGUUGUUAAUGUGCUGUGAGGUUUUUGGUUUACUAGUGAUGUACAACCACUUGGCCAAGGACAUCUACACUAAGAGCAUCCACAAUGUGGGUGUAUUUUCAGGGUGUAAAGCCACUUUUACAUUCCUUAUCUCUAAGGGAUGUAAAUAAGUUUUUUGCUCCAAUGGAAAACGAUGUAAUCCAAAGAUGCAUAUUCGAUUUGUUUGUGAUAAUUCAUUGUUGUGUUGUUUUUUU
Molecule: messenger RNA, 1729 nt
Organism: Prunus dulcis (almond)
Lineage: Eukaryota; Viridiplantae; Streptophyta; Magnoliopsida; Rosales; Rosaceae
Product: heavy metal-associated isoprenylated plant protein 3-like
Exons: 5
Coding region: 434-1645 (403 amino acids)
Molecular function (GO): metal ion binding
Source: RefSeq, a predicted model, not a curated record